AUGACAACCCCCCAACCCGGCACCUUCCUCUUCUCAACCGCCGACCUAGGCAACACCCUCGUCACAUCCCUCUUCGCACGUACAGACCCCGCAGCCGACCUCUACGACCUCGUCGAGGCAAUCUCAACAUGCACAUCCCUCUUCAUGGAAUCCGGGAAACGGAUGAACAUACACCACGAGUAUUUCAAACCGAGCUUCCAAACGACGUUCGAUCCUGUGGUUGCGCAGGUUAGAGAGUGUUUCAGUGAUCUGAAGCUGGCGUUGGAGAUUAUCGAUUUGUAUAAGUGUGGAAAACAGAGUUUUGGGGUGAAGGGGGGGAUUUUGUGGAAGCCGUCUAGUGGAUUGAGAGAGAGGGUGUUGUGGGCGUUGGAGUUGAAGAAGGGGGAUUGGAGUGUUGUUGAGGAGAGGGUUGAGGGGUGUUUCGGGAAGGCUUGGAUGUUGAGUCAGCUUGUUUCUUUGGUUAUUGUUCAGAAGACUGCACAAGGAAGAGAUCUUACUAUUGCAGAGAAAGCUACACUUCGAAGUUGCAAGGACUUCAUGCCCAAGAUCUUGACAGAGCUUCGAAAAUGCGAGCUUGGUUCUCUUAUGGCUUUCAGGCUUACUGGCGAUACUGAAGAGGUUUUGAAUGCGACUCAAAUCUCUGAGCAAGCAAAACAAAACAUUGAAGCGAAUGAAGGCUCUGAGACUGCGACACUCUCUGGUUCUCUGGAUGACUUGAAACUCAGCAGCACAAAUUCAAUCAAGAAGCCUCCAAUUCCAGCACCUGUGGUAGCCAGCACUCCAGUAUGGCCACCACCACAACCACCAAAAGAUUACGAAAUCUACCGUCUCACAAAGCACCACAUAUCCCAAAGGUCCGUCACCAAAACCAUCUCCAUCCUCCCAUUCCACAGCAACGAAACCCACGUCAACACAUCCUACCACAUCGCCAGACUCCCCGCUUCCAAGCCCCAAAUCGCAGAGUUCAUGCGCGUCAACACGAGAACUCUCCCAGGCGUAGAUGAUCUGCUGACACUCCCGCCCUACGUAACGACGGCUGUAGGCGAUAUAAUCAAGACUAAGAUCACGAGCCAUGUUUACAUGGCGGAUAAAUGGGAAAUCCAUGCUGUUAUCCCGCGCGUCCUGCUUCCUCCGCGCUCAAGCCCUGUGGGGGGAUUCCGAGGCCUGUUCAAGAAACCGAAGAAGGAAAAGGAGGUGGAAUAUGUCAUCAUUCUAUCCCUCCAACAACCGGGACGUGGGGUUGGGCCUCCGCCUCCUCCUCCGCCUGCGUGGAAGCAGUCGAAGAAGUUUGGAAAAGGGUAUAUAGCGGACACGGAGCCCAAGUGUGGGAGCUUGGAGUUCAAGCUGUCGUCGCGGGAGGUCGAGGAUGUGGUUAAUGGGUUUUUGGCGGGCGUGACGAGUCUCUAUGAUGGUGUGAAUGUGGAGGAUAGGGGAAGGGCUUUGAGGGAUGCGGAGUGGUAUUUUGAUGUGGAAAGGUUGGAUGAGAGUGAUAGUGAUGAUAGUUCUAGUAGUGGGAGUAGGUCGCUUAUUGAUGAUUGA
Messenger RNA from Glarea lozoyensis ATCC 20868, 1539 nucleotides. RefSeq lists its product as uncharacterized. The record is from RefSeq and is a predicted model, not a curated record. The transcript has 2 exons. The coding region runs from base 1 to 1539 and encodes 512 amino acids. Lineage: Eukaryota; Fungi; Ascomycota; Leotiomycetes; Helotiales; Helotiaceae.